GUUUUUUUUGUUAUUUAAAUCCCUGUUAUUUAAAUGUGGUAUUGUUAUCCGUGACUUUUGUUUUUAUCACGUCUAUAAAUAUUAAUAAUCCCUUUGAAAAAGUAGGCUUUGAUAAUGGAAGGGUGGGGGUGAGUUCACCUCGUUGUUUUAGUAUCAAGUAGGCGCACGUCCUUCCUGCAAUUGUCCGUCGUCGACGACAAUUGACGGUCGCGCAUGUCACUGCGAUCUGUAGUAGUUGUAAACAUAAACUUCAAAAUGGCGGUUCGUGUUAUCAGUGAUAAACGAUUUUAGUGCCUCAUGCAGCAUGCUGCUGGACUGCAAUAUGGGCAAGGAGCUGUCAAUUCCCACCAAUCACCGACUUUUGCUGACAUUACGCAAACAGGUGGGAAUACGACCAGCUCGCUGCGCCAAUUUCGUAAAAAGGAGGGCCCUGAGAAAAAUACGAAUACGGACCUGAACGACACCAGUCAUAUUGCACGGGUGCCCCCACAUAACCACUACCCCGCGAGGCCUAAUGACUAUUACAGGUACCCCCAGCAAUAUCCGGAUUAUACAACGGCCCCUUAUAAGGAGAGUCCGGCCCAGGUAAAGUAUUCGGAAAUCGCCGAAACGCCCCUCCAAAAUGUAGACCACCUAUCAAAACACAAAGACCUGAUGGAUAUGUGCAAUUUGCAACAAAUGCCCGCCUCCCGGCAACAAAACUACGCCUCUAACCCCGCCCUCCAGUACCACCCCGAAUCUCAAUACCAGCAAUACAAGUACGCGCAAUGUCGCAAAUAUCCGCCACAAGAAAACGAUUUCCUGGCGAAAUUGCAACGAAUCAACCCGACGAUGGCGCGCUCGAUCAUGAGCGACCACCACAUCCGCGAAUCACAAACCACGUACCCCCACCACUACCAAAACCAGCGCUAUUACCCCGCCCAUAACCCCGCCUACAACUACCAGUACAACUACCCGUCGUGCAACUAUCGCGCCAAUCAAAUGCCAGUAGGCGGGGCCCAAUAUAACGACCGCAGCCUAUCACCGCGCAACCUUAUGAUGAACUACUCCAAUUCGCAAAAAAUUUCGCCCAAUUACCAACAGUACAACCCACCGGAAUACGCCCAGCACUAUCAACACAGACGUGUCGGCACCACCCUUCCCCAGGACUACUACCAACAAUGUCGCUCCGCCCCCUACAACAUGCCCAACCACCAGGAGACCAAUGAGAAUCGAUCAGGGAGUGGCGGUUUGCGGCACUUUAUCGAAAACUGGGCCGAGGAGGAGGCGCCAAGCGAAAUCACGCCCAUUUUUAAGGAAAACGUCCGGUUGCAUGGCAACGAUACAAACAACGAGCAAGUUUUUGUUAUCAACUCUUCCGACUUUCCGCCAUGUUUGGAGAACGUGUCAUUGGUACCAACCGAAAACGGACAAUAUAUUAUCAAAACUGGCGCUCUUGAUAAUUCAAUUGUGCGAAUUAAAGAAACGGAAAACAAUGGCGAACGAACUGUCAAUCUUCAAAUUGUUGAGAAGAAUGAAGAAAGUGGGGAAAAAACAACGGCCGAAACAACAGUGCCUUAUCAAGAAAAUCAAACAAAAGACUGUGAUCAAACGGACCAAGGUGAAGGCGACAAGGCGAAGACGAGUGAGGCAAAAGAUGAAGAAAGCAUAGAAACUAGUGUUAUAGUAGCGAAUGAAGCUUCAAUAAUCAAAGAUAUGCCGCUAAUUGAUGAAGAAACACCAACUGAAGAAAGCAACAAUUUACUUGAAGAAAAUCACGUGACUACGACCACCAAACGUACACAGAGAAUCUUCUCCGUUGAUGACAUCAUCGGUACUUCCCCCACGCAAACUCGGAGGAAUAGUCUUCAAUUUCCGCCGAAAGGUGGCGAUGAAGAUUGUGUCGAAAAAGAAGAUCAAGAUGAAGAAGAAGAUGAAGAAGUGGAGUUACGAGACGCCAUUUCCGUUGAAGAUAACAGCGUUAUUCUGGAAAUAGGUGGCGCUCUUGUGCAACUGAACAUCAAUCAAGUCAACGGAACGAAGAUUUUGAGUGUUUUAGCUUUGUCUGAAUCGCUGGUUAUUGAUGUUAAUGGUAAUUAUCAAGAAGGCGUCGAAGAAGAAAUUGAAGAUCUUCAGUGCCAGAACGAGGUGGUCAUUGGUGAAGAAAAUGAAGAAAAUGAGGUGACACUUGAAGAAAACUUGAAGAAAUCUGACACGAAAUCGUUACGUGAAGAAGAAGAUUUGAAGAAAACUGACGAAGAAACCAAGCCAAUUGAAGAGGAAUUGAAGAAAAGGAAACAAACUGACAAGGAAGAAAUUUUGAAAAAAUGUGAUGAAGAAGAAAUAAAGAUUUCGGAAUCAGUUGAUGAAACGAAGAAAACCGAGGCUGAAUCAGUUGAAAGAUUGAAAAAAUGUGAUGAAGAAGAAUUAAGGAAAGCGGAAUCAAUUGACGAAAGAAAGAAAAUUGAGGUUGAAAAAUUGAAGAAACGUGAUGAAGAAUUAAAGAAAGCGGAAUUAAUUGACGAAAAAAAGAAAACCGAGGUCGAUAAAUCGAAGAAACGUGAUGAAGAAGAAUUGAAGAAAGCAGAAUCAAUUGACGAAAAGAAGAAAAUCGAGGCUGAAAAAUUGAAGAAACGUGACCGGAAAUUAUGUGAAGUGGAACAAGAAGUGAAGAAAGGGGAAACAGUUGACGAAAACGAGAAAAUCAAGCUUGAAACAGUUGAAAAAUCAAAAAAACGUGAGAAAAAAUUAAAAUGUGAAGAAGAAGAAUUAUUGAAAAAAACUGAACCAAUGAAGGAUGAAACGUGCGAAAAAUUGAAGAAACGUGAAAAGAAAUUGACUGAAGAAAACGAUGAGAAAUUGAAGAAACGUGAGGACGAAAGUCACGAAAAAAAGAAACGCGAUGAUGAAAUUAAACAAAAGAAGAAGCGUGAUAAUCACGAACGAAAGAAACGCGAGAAGAAAUUAUCAAGUGAAGAAAGUGAAGAAAAAAUGAAGAAAGUCGCGGGUGAGGAAGAAGUUAAAAAGAAACGUGAGCGCUCACUUAGUGAAGAAAUGAAGAAACCAAAUGUUGAGACGAAUGAAGAUGAAGAAAUUGUGUUGAAGAAACACGGGAAAAAAGCAAUUAUCGAAAGUGAUGAUUCGGAAAAUGAAGAAAGCGGGACAAAGCUAAAUGAAACGAAAGACAAAAAAAUUGACGAUUUAAUUCGGGAAGAAAUUUUUGAAGAAUGCGCAAGACUGACUGAAGAAAUCUCGAAAAAAAGUGAAGAAGUUAAAGAAGUGGAAAAACCGGUGACGAAAGCGGCCAAAAAACUCUACGUCACCGAUUCUUCACUGAAGAAACCCAAGUUAUCAAAACUGGAAGAAACCGUCAACAAAAUCAAGUCACUCAAAGAGAAGACGGCAAACAAAGAAGAGAAGAAACCGUCGAAAAAAGUCACUUUCAACCUCGAUAAUGAAGAAAUGGACCGGAAAAAACUCAGCUGGGAAGAAUACAAUAACCGCAAACGUAAAGCACCAACCAACGAACCGAAGAACAAAAUAAUGGAAAAUACCGUGACGUCAUCCGAUGACAUAAACGACGAAACUGUCAAAAAAGUCGUCGAAUCAAUCGAGAAUGCCAUGAAACCGAAAUCACCACCGAAAAAUAACAAUUGGGAGGAAGACACUCCCUCUCCCCCCACCCCCACCAUUACAACAACCAAUCGCAAACUAGUAAUAGACGUCAACGAAUUCAACAUUAAACCAAUCGAAAACGUGUCCACGCCCUCGCCCGUUAGCUCCUCCCAGUUCUCGUACCAUUCGGAAGAAGACAGUUUACAGGUGUACAAGGACGUGGUCGACUCAAAACUAAAUUCCCUAAACAUCAAAAUCCCCAAACUUUCCAAACCAAAACCGAUGGACAAAUUCACGGUUUUGGAGCGUUUUCUGAACAAGGCCAGCUUGAAUUUGAGCGAACUGGAGGAAGUGAAGAAAUUUAUCGAAUUGAAGAGGAAGAUCAUCGAGGAGAAGGUGGUGAAGAAGGUGAGGAAGAAGAAACGGUUUCGGAAUUUGUACGCCGAGGACAGUUCGGACGAUUCCGACUCGAGUCGGAGCGAGGAGGGAGUGGGGGAUUACUCGGUUUACCAGCGGGAUUCCCAGGGGGUUCCCAAGUUGAUUUUCAAGCGCAAGUCAGGCUUGCCACAACCUUUCGUCAAACUCGAGCGGUCCCAAGCGGUGGAAAUGAUGGCGAAAAAGCGCAAGUUGUAUUAAAAUUAAGGGACCAAAGGUGACUGUUCCUAUGAUAUUAGCUUUUGCACGCGUGCAAUUGUUCAUGUUUGUGGAGGUUUAACGAUGUUGAGACACAAUUCGAUGUUAUCAGCUCAUUCACAGUAUUAAAGUUGCCUUUUGGAUUUUUGAGACAGAGAUGUACUAUAUAUAUUUUUACUGUUGGAACAUUUGAGAAAAAUAUAUUGCAAAAGAAGAGUUAAACAUUCCGUAUUUAUGUUGUACAUAUUAUACACAAUUGUUUGAGGGCAUUUCAUGUUUGUUUAUUGUUUGUUUAUACAUAUUUAUGUAGUUACCCGAUUGUGCACUGAUUAGGAAUUGUAUGCGAAAUCACCAAAGUCAAUUUUUCUAAAUGUAGAUUUUUUAUGUGAGUGCCUUAGCACCUGAUUGUUGAUUUUGCCACAGCCGUGGACUAUUUCAGCACUUAUGUUAAUAAAAUGUUACAAAACCGGA
This is a messenger RNA of Tribolium castaneum (red flour beetle), 4698 nucleotides long. RefSeq names its product calponin homology domain-containing protein DDB_G0272472. The transcript has 4 exons. Lineage: Eukaryota; Metazoa; Arthropoda; Insecta; Coleoptera; Tenebrionidae. The coding region runs from base 298 to 4230 and encodes 1310 amino acids. The record is from RefSeq and is a predicted model, not a curated record.